Molecule: messenger RNA, 2235 nt
Organism: Ciona intestinalis (vase tunicate)
Lineage: Eukaryota; Metazoa; Chordata; Ascidiacea; Phlebobranchia; Cionidae
Source: RefSeq, a predicted model, not a curated record
AAUUUAAGAACGACUUUUCUAUGUACAAAAAUUUUGCAGGUAAAGGUUUUGAGUUUUAAAUUUCAAAAGGCGACGAUAAGGCUCUGUAUGGCGGACAACGCGCAAGAAUUCCUGUUCGAAAACGCCCGGAAAGAAUUUAAAGGCAUCUUACUUAAAGAUGUCAAUGGAAAAAACCAAGACGAGGUUCCAAUAUUUGUGGAAUUUUACGGAAAAUAUCCCGGGUCGGAGCAAGAGAAAAAGACCGCCACAGAUCAAACAUUAAGGGAUUUGAUACGAGAAGAAGUUUUGUCAAAAACUCAUCAAGAAAUCGAGAUUACGCGGACAUUACAUGUUAUUAAUGUCAUAGUAGCUGUAGCCAAGCAAGGUCUAUGCUCACCAAGUGUUCCAUUUACAUUGCUUGGCGAUGUAUUGGACUGUUCAACAUUAGACACAUGCGAUGUGAUAUUUAAAUAUGUUGAGGAAAGAGUAGCAGUCUGGAAGUCUCCUGUGUUUUAUACAGCUGGAAAAAACUAUCUUUUAAGAAUGUGCAACGAUUUAUUACGGCGCUUAUCCCAAUCACAAAACACGGUUUUCUGCGGCCGUAUUCAACUAUUCUUGGCCAGGUUGUUCCCCUUAUCCGAGAAGUCGGCACUUAACUUGGUUAGUCAGUUUAACUUGGACAAUGUGACAAUCUUUAACACCGACCCCUCAAAUUCGACACUAGAUGUCAAUGAAGAGGCUUCAGAAGAGAAAAUGGAGACAGAUGAAGUGAAAAAAGAAAAAAGUGAAUCUGGUUUGGUGGAUUACAAGUUAUACCUCAACAUUUGGAGUAUACAAGAUAUAUUCCGUAGUCCAGUACAAUGUUAUCAGAAGGAAACAUGGGACAAACUCACUGAAAACGCAGACAACAUUUUCCGAGUUUUCGACAGUUUUAAACUGGAUGACAUCAGGGGUGGAAAUAAAACAAAUCAAACUACUCACAAAAAAUCUUAUUUCUCAAAAUUUCUGACAUCAGAAAAGUUAACAGAGCUACAACUGAGUGAUGGAAUGUUCAGACGGCAGAUUUUAACUCAAUUUUUGAUUUUGUUUCGCUACUUGACUGCUACUGUUAAGUUUAAAGGGGCUAAUUUGGUUCUGACUGAAGCUCAGAAAACGUGGAUUUCAACAACUGAAACAAAGAUUUAUAAACUGCUACAAGAGACACCACCAAAUGGAAAGAAAUUUGCAAAAUAUACCAAACAUCUUUUGGAGCGGGAAGAGUUUUGGAUCACAUGGAAGAACUCCGGAUGUCCAAGUUUCAUGAAAAUGAGAUCAAAAUCUGAAGAUGAGUCUCCAGCAUCCAAGAAGAGGAAGAUUGAUCCAAAGAAGAGCUCAAUAGCGGAGGACUUUAUCUCAGGAAAGUCAUUAGGGAUGGGGAGCCCUGAAUUAACAAAACUUUGGAAUUUAUGUCCGAAUAACUUGGCUGCUUGCCGAUCUAACGAAAGAGAGUUUUUGCCGUCAAUUCAAGAUUAUUUUGCUGAGCCUAUUGAACAAGAAGACCCAAAGAAUCAAAUAGAAGACCAAUAUAAGUUAAUAAAGAAUUCUAAUUUUCAAUGGAAAGCGCUUCGUUUGUUGUCAAAUCGGAGCCAAUUAUUUUUUACAAGUCAACCAGCUAACCUUCAGUUUAAAACGGUUCCUGAUUAUCUUUCUACAGUUAUUGGAAAACUAGCGAAAGAAUUUCCUACUCAAAGCACAGAAGAGAUAAAGGUCGAGGUGUCGAACGGAGAUUUAGUUGGUGUUGGUGAUUUAAAAACAACGAUGACAGUUUCGGAGAUAAAUAACGAGGAUGAAGGUGAAGACGAAGAUGCGGUUCUUGAUGAUCCCGAUGAUGAGAUGGAUGAUGAGAGCAACCUCCUGGAUGGGAGUCAGGAGGAUAAUGAUGCAGAAGCGGGAGCAGUCCUUGACUCAUUGUCUACCGAUGACAUCACAAUGCUUGCGACCAAGAUUGGCUCUGAUUGGACGAAACUAGCGCCUCAUGUCAACCUAAAACCAAAAGAUAUUAAAGAAAUACAAGAAGACUCUGAAGACAUUGUUCUGCAGGCCCGACAGACACUAGUGACAUGGCAGGACUUGGUUGGAUCUAAAGCAACUUGGACAACUUUAUCUCAAGCUUUAAAAGCUGCUGGGUUGGAACAGAUUGAAAAAGAAUCAUAAAAUUUAAAGCAAAUUUAUAAAACCUUAGAUCAGCUGCCUUUUUCAAUAAAAUAUUUCAUAAAA